Sander lucioperca (pikeperch) is the source of this 2533-nucleotide messenger RNA. RefSeq names its product pre-B-cell leukemia transcription factor 1-like. NCBI's taxonomy places the organism in Eukaryota, Metazoa, Chordata, Actinopteri, Perciformes, Percidae. Gene Ontology annotation, molecular function: DNA-binding transcription factor activity, RNA polymerase II-specific; RNA polymerase II cis-regulatory region sequence-specific DNA binding. The record is from RefSeq and is a predicted model, not a curated record. Gene Ontology annotation, biological process: brain development; eye development; neuron development. Gene Ontology annotation, cellular component: nucleus. The transcript is spliced from 8 exons. Bases 833 to 1867 code for a protein of 344 amino acids.
UAUAGGACGGCAUUGCUCAGUCCGUGCCGUGGUGUUUUUCUGGGAGGAGUGGGACAACAGCCGUACGCGGAAAGAAAACAGCAAUAAGCAAAAACUAAAGGGUACAAAUCUGGCUGUGUGGGCCGUGGACGGAACCAGAUAGAUUAAGUCCCUCGGGAAUAUCUUUCCUGGACCGUCUUUUCGGUGACCGUGUUGGUUCUCACUUUUAAUUACCGAGCAGUAGCCUAUAACGUUACGGGGACUCAUGGAUAAGAGGAGAGCAGGCGGAGACGACGACAUCAAAGGGGCUCCCGGGUCAUUAGAUAUAGCUAUAGCACAGAUCAGACCAUUAUUUAACACGCAAGAGCAGAACAGCCUCUUAAAAACGGAACGCGCUUAGUAACAAGCCAGUUUUGGUAAUUGUCUGGAGUCUUUCUGGCGUCUUUUUAGGGGAAGAAAAGACGUAGUAUGCGCGUCAGGCUACUCAUAAAAAAACAACAGUAGGCUAUCUUACUAAAGGGUGAUAUUUUGUGAGGCGUACCCUCCCAUGCCAAAGAAGAACCACAGUUUCUAGAGCACUAGUUUUGUAGCGUUUUUUCAUUUUCUUCAGAUAAGUAGCUUAAGUGCUAAGGCUGCUGCACUUCUUUCUCUUUUCCUUUGUUACUCAGACCAAGACAAGCAGGCAGCUCCGGCGGGGGCAACAUUUCUCCCAGUUUUGAGCCCUGUAUGUUUUUUAUGGGAAACUUUUCAACCUCUCGUUUUUCAAAGUGCUGAAAGUUGGAGAAGGAAACCCCUUUUGUAGUGAUCCUCCUCCUCCCAUCUCUCCCUCCACAAUAAGAGCCACAUUGUAGAUAUGGAGGACCAGGCCCGCAUGAUGUUGGGUCAUAUUGGACUAACUGGACUGUCUCAUGAGGAUGUGGGUGAUCCUGACAACAUAAGGAAACAUCACAACCUCGGCCAGCCGCAGCAGCAGGACAUUGGUGACAUCCUCCAGCAGAUCAUGGUCAUCACAGAUGAGAGUCUGGAUGAGGCCCAGGCCAGGAAGCAUGCUUUGAACUGCCACAGAAUGAAGCCCGCCCUCUUCAGUGUCCUGUGUGAGAUCAAAGAAAGGACAGCCCUGAGCAUCCGAGGCGUCCAAGAAGAAGACAGCCCAGACCCUCAAUUCCUGCGACUGGACAACAUGCUGUUAGCGGAGGGGGUUGCGGGUCCAGAGAGGAGCGGGGCCUCUGCAGCGGCGGCAGUGGUUGCCGCGGCUGCCGGAGGGUCACCUAGUGAGGGGAACGUAGAACACAGCGAGUACAAAGAGAAGCUUGCUCAAAUACGACGGAUGUACCACGCUGAGCUGGAGAAAUACCAACAGGCAUGCAAUGAAUUCACCGACCACGUGAUGAACCUGCUGAGGGAACAGUCCCGUACACGGCCCAUCUCACCGAAAGAGAUUGAGCGAAUGGUGGGAAUCAUCCACCGCAAGUUCAGCACUAUCCAGAUGCAACUAAAGCAGAGCACAUGUGAAGCUGUCAUGAUCCUACGCUCCAGGUUCCUGGAUGCCAGGCGGAAACGAAGAAACUUCAGCAAGCAGGCGGCCGAAAUUUUGAAUACAUAUUUUUACUCCCAUCUGGCAAACCCAUACCCCAGUGAGGAGGCCAAGGAGGACCUGGCCAGGAAGUGUUCUAUCACUGUUUCUCAGGUGGCCAACUGGUUUGGAAACAAGAGGAUUCGGUAUAAGAGGAACGUUGCAAAGUUGCAGGAGGAAGCUAACCGGUACGCUGUGAAGACAGCUGUGGACGCUGCCAGUGUAUCUUCACAGGCAAGCCAAGCCAACUCCCCAGCCACACCAAACUCAGGAGGAUACCCAGCCCCGUGUUACACUCCUGACGGGAGGUUAUGAGGACCUGCCUGCAGGAACUGUCUUCCUUCCUCUCUGUGUCCAUAUCCCACUCUGAAUGUCUGUUUCUGUAGGGUGAUGAUGGCUGGCAGGACAGCAGUGAUUCCUCGUCCCAUCUCCCCCCACCCAGAGCAACAGGAAGCAAACACUACAUAACCUGCAGAUGAUGCUCCACCUUCCCAUCCUGCUCUUCCGACUAAUACAACCCAGACUGUAGACCUCCAGCCAAACGGAGCAUUACCAAAACUGCAACUUUCUUUUGUUUUGCUUUGUGAUGCUGAUCCUUUCUAACAUCUCUCCCACACAUUCUUUUUAACCCCUCCACUUUACGAAUGUGUUGACACCUAUUUCUUUUUUUUUUGUUUCUUUUUACUAUUACUCACACCAUUUUUUGUUUUUUUAAAAGAUAAAUAAAUGACAGAAAGAACCUUUUUUAAUGUACUGCUUCACCUACAGUGAAUCGUGUAUCACUGUAUAAAGGUUUAGGGCCUGUAUGUGGCCUUGAAUCUGAUUCAUCAUUUUAUUUCAAAGAAUUAAAAAAAAAGAAGAAAAAAAUGACAAAAAGAAAGCAUGUAGUAAUUUUUAGAUGUUAAACUACAAUUUUAUUAUGUAUUUUUUCUUUUAACUUUAAAUAAUGACCAAAAAUGAAUAAAAAAAACAUGUCACUUA